AGUUUCGUCUGUGACACUCUGCAUUUGGAACGAGUCAGGCCAUUUUUCUGCGAAGAGAAACCAGCAGGUUUUCUUAAGAUGGGAAGAAGCAGAGGAAUUUUCGUUCCAAGUUCAACGAAAAGGGUCUUCAUGCAACGCGAGUUUACUACCGGUGGAAAUCAAGGAAACCCUUUUCUCAAGGAGGAGGAAUGGCGAGUGCUCUUGCAAUUUCUCUUUUGUCUCUGUUACUACUUAGACCGUCAAAUGCAUCUACUCCGACUUCUGUUAAUGGGAAGCGCCGUCCGACGACCUGCAAUUUCAUUGGAUCUGUGGGCGGGGUGGUAGACUGCUCUACGCGCGUCGGCAGAGAAGAAAAAGUGGCUAUGGAGUUAGCUGUUGAAGAUUUCUGCACAUCAACCGGUUACGGAUUGGCUCUCAAGCUGCGAGAUUUAUCGGGGAAAACCGCCGGAACAGUUUCUGCUGUAUUUGAUCUCAUAAAACACCAGCAAGUGCAGGCAGUUGUGGGUACCCUGACAACACAGGAAGCUGCUGUGGUUGCAGAAAUGGAUGAAACUAAUAGUAGAGUACCGCUUAUUUCCUUGGAUACAGCUUCAAUAACUCCUUCAGUAAUGCCAGUAGACAUGCUACCUGUGAUCCACAUGGGUCAUGGCAUUUCUGUGGAGAUGAGAUGCAUUGCUGCAAUUGUUGGCUUCUUUCAGUGGCAAAAGGUGAUAGCAAUCUUUGAAGAUAAAUUUUCGUAUGGUAGAGAUUUAGGCAUCAUCACCCUUCUCUCUGAAACACUCCGAGGUGUUGGUGCAGAGAUGGAACACUACUUAGCUUUCCCGUCGAUGUCUUCUCUCUUGGACCCAAAAACCACCAUCCAGGAAGAGCUGAAGAGACUGAGGGAUAAGCAGGGCAGGGUCUUCAUUGUUGUUCAAUCUUCAUCACAAUUUACAGCUCUGCUGUUUGAACAGGCAAUGCAAAUGGAAUUGAUGGUGAAAGGCAAUGUAUGGAUUACUACAAACUUUAUUACUAGUCUUCUUGAUUCCUUUCAUUCAUCUGUGAUCACCUCCAUGGAAGGAGUAUUGGGCUUCAGAACUUACUUCUUAGACACUAGUGCAUCCUUCAAAAAUUUUAAAGCAAGAUUCCGGAGAAAGUUCCUAUCAGAAUAUCAUGAAGAAGAAGAGAACAUUGAACCCAGUGUAUUUGCGCUUCGUGCAUAUGAUGCAGUUUGGGCCAUUGCCAAGGCUAUAGAGAGGUUACCGGAGAACAGUAAAUCAAAAAUCUUACUGCCUACUAUCUUAUCCAGUAACUUCAGGGGCUUGAGCACUGAAAUACGUUUUAUGAAUUACAAACUAGUGCAUGCACCUGCCUUUCAGAUUGUCAAUGUUGUUGGUAAAAGUUACCGAGAGAUGGGAUAUUGGUCACCAAAAUUUGGUUUCUCAAGGACAAUGUUCAAAGACGAUGGUGCAGAGAGACAGAGAAACAGCAGCACUUCAGCUGAAGAUGUGUUGGGCUCAGUGUACUGGCCUGGAGGGAAAACUUCGGUCCCAGUUAGGUUGAUGGAAACCACGCUCUCUGGCAGACAAAAGCCACUGAGAAUUGGGGUUCCAGUGAGAUCAAACUUCACUCAAUAUGUGAAAGUAAUUCAAGAUGAGAAUGGGACAUAUUUCAGUGGAUUUUCAUUAGAUGUCUUCGACGCAGUCACAAAAUUAUUACCUUACCAGCUGCCCUAUGAAUGGAUCCCUUUUAAUGGUACUUAUGAUAAAUUGGUGGAAGCAGUUAAUCAAAAGGCUCUUGAUGCAGCUGUUGGUGAUAUGCAAAUAACAUCAGAUUGGUGCAAGCUCACAGAAUUCUCACAACCCUAUGUUGAAUCAGGGCUUGUGAUUGUAGUACCCGUAAAUUCAAAUGAAUCACAAGAGCCCUGGAUGUUCAUGAGACCCUUCACAUGGGGGCUGUGGUCUCUAAUGGCAGCAAUGAGUGUGUUCACUGGUGUAGUUGUAUGGUUUAUUGAACACCGAAGUAAUGAAGAUUUUAGAGGGCCGCGCCUGCAGCAAAUUGGAAAAGUUCUGUGGUUCUCUUUUACCACACUCUACCUGGGACAGAGAGACUCGCUCACCACUAAUUUGUCCAGGUUUGUGUUGGCCCCAUGGCUGUUCCUGAUCCUAGUUGUUGGUUCAACUUACACAGCAAGCCUUGCUUCAAUGAUGUCAAGCUUCAAGACUUGAACCAUCUGCCCUAGAUGUUGGAUCACUCAAGAAGACAAAUGCAGCUGUGGGGAGUGACCAAAACCCCUUAACUGUAGAGUAUUUGGUAAAUGUUUUGGGUUUUAAGCCUGAAAAUAUCAGGAGGAUUGGUUCAAUUGACGAUGCGGCAGUAGCUUUAUCAAGUGGAAGCAUAAGGCAACUUUUCCUUCUCAACCCACAUGCCAAAGUGUUUCUUGCCAAGUACUGCAAGGGCUUCACACUCGCAGGACCUACCUACAUGCUCGGCGGCUUUGGCUUUGUAUUUCCGAGGAAUUCUUCUCUGGCUUUUGAUGUUUCGGGGGCAAUUCAAAGAUUGACAGAGACAGGAGAUCUGCGGCAAAUGGAGCAAGCAAUGCUUUCUUUUCUGAAUUGCUCAGCUUUGCGAGUGGACACCAAUGCAGACCAAAGUUUAGGACCUGUGCCAUUCUCGGGCUUAUUCAUUCUCUCGGGUGGAAUUUCUUCAAUUGCACUGUUCAUCAUGGUCGCUCGCCUGCUGAUGAUGCAUUGGCAGGGGUCCUCCAUUCUUGCAGCAUUAGCCUGGGGAGAAAUUUGGAAACAUGCCGCGAUGCUACUUACAACCUUCAAAGGGAAGCUGAGUUCCACAGCCGGGUAACCAAAGAUAAUCCUUAUACCAUAAUAAACAACACAUUCCAAAAUGCUAAUCAAUAGUUUAACGUUACCCAGAAUGGUUUUAUUUGUUUAACCUUUUUUCGCUGGCUCAGAAAUGGUUCGACUGUUUCCUCACUGAUUAUUUGUACAAGAAAUCUGUGUUUCUAGUUAUGAUUCAACGGAUAUAUUCUUCAUGUUGGCACUGGGUUUACUAAUA
Messenger RNA from Malania oleifera, 3051 nucleotides. Its product is annotated as glutamate receptor 2.9-like. Lineage: Eukaryota; Viridiplantae; Streptophyta; Magnoliopsida; Santalales; Ximeniaceae. Gene Ontology annotation, molecular function: signaling receptor activity; ligand-gated monoatomic ion channel activity. The record is from RefSeq and is a predicted model, not a curated record. Gene Ontology annotation, cellular component: plasma membrane. The coding region runs from base 189 to 2207 and encodes 672 amino acids. The transcript is spliced from 5 exons.